AUGGCGUUAGAAGCAGUUUCUAUUAGUAUUCUUGCUAUAGCAGUGGCUGCCCUUUUGCUAAUUGUAAAUCCUCUCAGAAGUAGAGAUAAUAAGCCACCCCAUCCUCCAUCGUGGCCAAUUAUUGGGCAUAUUCCUCUUCUAGGUAGGAGCAAACAACCCAUUCACAGACUUCUAUCCUCUCUCUCACAGCGCUAUGGCCCCAUCAUGCAUCUGCAACUUGGCUUCCGCCCGAUUUUGGUUAUCUCCUCAGCAGAUCUCGCAAAAGAAUGCUUUACAACUAAUGAGAAAGCCUUUGCAUCUCGCCCACUUACGUCUGUAGGAAAGCAUAUAGGGUAUGACUUCAAAAUGUUGGGUUUGGCCCCUUACGGCCCCUACUGGCGAAACGUCAGAAAACUUUGCAGGCUCCAGCUCUUUACAGCACACAGAAUUGAAUCCUUCAGGCACAUCCAAGAAGAGGAGAUUUCCUGUCUCAUCCGCUCGCUAUUGGAGAGUUGGGAGCGAGACAUCAGUUCAGUGAAGAUCAAAUCAAGGCUCUCUGAUCUCACAUGUAAUAUCAUGAUGCGAAUCGUUGCCAGCAAGAGAUUCUCGCCAGAUCUCAGUCCUCAAGAUCGCGGAGAAGUGCAGUAUUUUAAGGAGAUGAUGGAAGAAACUGUUUUGUUACUUGGAACAUUUGAUAUUGCUCAUUACCUGCCGUUUCUUAAGUGGGUCGAUCCACAGGGAAUAGUAUUGGCUAUGGAGAAUCUACAGAAGAAAAGAGAGGUGUUUAUGGAUAAAUUGCUCCAUGCUCACCGAGAGAAGAGAGCGGUGCAUGCUCCAGACUUAAUUGAUGUUCUCAUCUCUGCAACAGAAAACAUAGAAAUUCAGUCGGACAAUAACGACGAUGUUGUGAAAGCCAACGCCUUGGCUAUCAUAAUCGCAGGUGCUGACACAUCCGCUGUGACGAUCGAGUGGGCAUUGUCAGCUCUGAUGCAGCACCCGAACGCUCUGUGCGAAGCCAAGCAAGAGCUUGACAUGCAUGUCGGACGGGACCGACUAAUGGAGGAAUCAGAUAUCCCCAAGCUGAAAUAG
Molecule: messenger RNA, 1068 nt
Organism: Cryptomeria japonica (Japanese cedar)
Lineage: Eukaryota; Viridiplantae; Streptophyta; Pinopsida; Cupressales; Cupressaceae
Product: demethylepipodophyllotoxin synthase-like
Exons: 2
Coding region: 1-1068 (355 amino acids)
Molecular function (GO): oxidoreductase activity, acting on paired donors, with incorporation or reduction of molecular oxygen; iron ion binding; monooxygenase activity
Source: RefSeq, a predicted model, not a curated record